Clunio marinus is the source of this 621-nucleotide messenger RNA. The record is from the annotation of a GenBank genome assembly. Lineage: Eukaryota; Metazoa; Arthropoda; Insecta; Diptera; Chironomidae.
AUGCUGAUCCCGUUAGUGCGUGUUGUGUGUUUAUUUUUAAGCAUCAAGUUCACCUCAUGUGGACUUAACAGCAUCGAUUUAGAAUAUUUGAAAGAUUUAUGGCUGAUGGCAAUAAAAAAAUCAAACGAAAGUUUUCUAAAGCAAAGCUUAUACGAUGAUGAUUACCAACAUUUGAUUGAUGUGUUAUCGGAUUUGAAGAGAUCUCAGAGUCGAUCAAAUGUGUAUGAAGAUAUUCAAACAGCGAUUUUGAAGAAUAGCUACGAGAAAAUAUUUGGAUUUAAGAUUGGCAUGUUCACGAACUUUUGUGGACCUGGCGACAGGGGGCAAAAUAACCAAACUGUUGGUGGAUUCCUUAACGGCGUUGAUGAAUGCUGCAAAUCUCACGACCAUUGUGAUAAUUUAAUCAUGGCACAAUCCGACUACUCUAAAUAUCCAAACCUCCCACCAAAGCAUCUUUAUUUUACUAGCUUAAGUUGUGACUGCGACGCUGAAUUUUACAACUGUGUAAAACGCACAAAAUCAGUCUACGGUGAAAUCAUUUUAGCCAUUUAUAGUGUCGCUCAAAUGAGUUGCUUUCAUUAUGAACACAAGGUGGAAAAAUGUUUAGCAUACGAUAAGUAA